AGCCUAUAACAUAACAGAGCCUUCGCGUCUUUUUUUUGUCCCUGUUUUGAUGCAGUAAGGAGACAUUUCGCCUUUUUAUUUUUUAAAAAUUCACCCAUGGAAUGUGUUGGUGGACGUGACCACAUAUUUUUAGGCAGGCCUGUUUGGAAUAUCGUGGCAUGUUACUAAUUUUAAUUGCAGCCAGCUGGCAUGACUUGACUUGUGUAAACCCAAAGAACCAAUGCAAAAAAUAAUAAUACAUCGUUACGCUAACAAGAUAUUUAUUGCAGUUUAGUAUUACAGCAAUGAACGGAUCGUCGGUUAACUUCCACAUCCCCUUGACGUCUGGACCGUACAGAUAAACGAGCACCGGAAGGCCAUUCGGGAAGAGACGAAAUGGAGACUCCAGGCCCGAAGCAGUAAUGAUACCGCAGAACCACAAUUAAAAGUUAGCAAACACAAACCCCCAAGCCCCGGUUGCAUCCCUUUUUUUCUAUGACACAGCCAGUUCAUGCCCAGCUAGAUUCGGUGGAAUCGCUUUUGGACGAGCUCCCAUAUAUGUUUUAUUUGGGCCUGUUUUUUGUGAACGUCCUAAUCCUCUACUAUGCCUUUCUGAUGGAGUAUAUCGUCCUGAAUGUGGGUAUAGUGUUUCUGCCUGAGGAUAUGGACCAGGCGCUGAUGGACCUCGGGGUGCUGUCCGACUCGGCUUCCAUUCCCUACGACACUGACACGGAACUGGACGUUUUCGAGGGCUAUCUGGAAUGACAAGAGGUGGAGGUAUGAAGCACGUGUGGAGGCCAGGGGGGGGUCCCCGGAUCUGCCAUGACUGUGGGGGACUUUGCCUCAAACGACGUGGACUCUUGCAACAUCUCACUCUUAUGGAGAUUCACAGUCCAAAAGUUGAGGCCGAGGUCCGAUGUGUCCCUCUUCUAGUCAUAGAAGAUGCUGAAGGAUUUUAAUCGACACAGGUGGUGCAAGUGCAGGAUUUUUCUUACUAACUAAUCCUGUUCCAGCAGCUUAUUUGCUCCAAGCACUUGCUUUUUUUGGCAGUCAAUAAACUGAAAUCUACUGCGCUGAGGGGUGUCUUGAAGUUGCUGCUCUGCCCAGGAUUACUAGUAGCUACUACUUAGACAGGUCUUUCAUUUUCAAGAUCUAGACUUUUCAUAUUAUAUCAGGGAUGUUCACUCCCAGCUGCAACCAAGAAAUCUGGUGUGCUGGCAAGACACAAACAGGCUGUGAAGAAUAAGAUAGGGGUAUGAGGCUUCAAAUGGAAGAAUGAGGUUUUAACCUCUUCUUUGCUGUGCAAAA
Molecule: messenger RNA, 1287 nt
Organism: Oryzias latipes (Japanese medaka)
Lineage: Eukaryota; Metazoa; Chordata; Actinopteri; Beloniformes; Adrianichthyidae
Gene: dexi
Product: Dexi homolog (mouse)
Source: RefSeq, a predicted model, not a curated record